This is a messenger RNA of Podarcis lilfordi (Lilford's wall lizard), 4641 nucleotides long. NCBI's taxonomy places the organism in Eukaryota, Metazoa, Chordata, Lepidosauria, Squamata, Lacertidae. The record is from the annotation of a GenBank genome assembly.
AUGCUGGAGGCCUUAAAAGUCUGCUUGCUAACUUCUAAUAUAUUGGUUAGUUUUAACAAAAGUAUCACAAAUCAUGGAUUUGGGAUAUAAAGGACUGUGCUCACCAUUCCCAGAGUUCUACAAUUCUACUUUGUCCUAUUGUUGUUGUUUAGUCGUUUAGUCGUGUACGACUCUUCAUGACCCCAUGGACCAGAGCACGCCAGGCACCUUGUCCUAUAAGGAGGGCCAAAAAGCAGCAUAAAAAACAUCAGUAUGAAAUUUCUUCAUAAUUUUUCAGGAGAAGCAAACACUUUCCCCAGAGGUUGGAAGUGUUAAUUAUAUGUGGAGGUUUUAAACCUGCAUGCUCUCUCUCCUCAUCCUUCAUCCUCAUCCUGAGGGCCUAAGGGGAUGUGUUGGUAAUGCUUGACUGUUUUGACACAUCAACUGCUUUUGGGCAAGGCUCUCUGGCUCUUCCCCCUCCCCACAAACCCAGAUGUCUGCAUAAAUGCAUCACUUCUUCCAGUGUGUUAGAGAAAAAAGAUUCUGGUCGACACACUGUGGAAAUGCAGGCAUCUGUCUCCUUCUGCAAAUUGCAAAACAGCCCAUAACAGACAACUUACCUGACAGACAGGCCAUAUUUGUUUUGUUUUGUUUGUUUUCCCCUGAUACCUGACUGGUAUCAAACACCUCACUUUCCUUCGUUUUCACUUUGGAGUGCAGGAGCCAUUAGGAAGCAACUCCACUUCUGAACAUUUCUAGACACAGCACAACCUAAAUUGGCAUUGUAUAAAUAUUUUAACCACAUAAUUUCCUGCCCUUGAGUGCCAAUCUGGCAUAUGUCUAGGGUUUACGUAAUACAAAGAUUUAGGCAACCUUCAGAAAAUAUUGUCCACUUUGCUCUCUAAGCAGAUGCUUCAUGAUCACAAAAGCAUUUAAGUCUACAUCUGCCAUUAAGUCAGGUACUGUAUACAGAGGAGAUUAUCUACCAUUUCAAUGCACUGAUUAUUUAGAUGAGUAGCACACUCGUUUGACAGAUGCUGGCUUGUUGAUUUCUUUCCACUUCAAAAGUUUGUUGAGUGACUUGAAAGAAGAUGUGAAACGCUGGGAAAUUUGGAAAGACGUAGGUAAACUCUCCUUGGUUCCUCCUCAGUUCCUCAUAUACAGUGGUACCCCAGGUUAAGUACUUAAUUCGUUCCGGAGGUCCGUACUUAACCUGAAACUGUUCUUAACCUGAAGCACCACUUUAGCUAAUGGGGCCUCCUGCUGCUGCCGUGCCGCCGGAGCACGAUUUCUGUUCUCAUCCUGAAGCAAAGUUCUUAACCUGAAGCACUAUUUCUGGGUUAGCGGAGUCUGUAACCUGAAGCGUAUGUAACCUGAAGUGUAUGUAACCUGAGGUACUACUGUAUCUGCAUUUAGAAAGAACCCUUAAAUUGACUGUGUAGCUAGUGUAGCAUGGGGACUAAGAUACUAAGUUUCAAAUCAGGAAGACUGGUUCAAAGCCUAAUAAUAAUAGUAAUAAUAAUAAUGGCAGCAGCAACAACAACAACGUUAAUUUAUUAUCUAUAUGCUGCCCAUCUUUCUGGGCUGCCCCAGCUAAAUGUGAACAGAAAAAAUUUCUCCUCCAGCCCUACAUCAGCUCCAGAAAGUCUGGCUAAUGGUCUGGGAUUAUGGAAACUGGAGUCCCAAAACAUCUGGAGGGCCACAGGCUCCCCACCCUGGUGUAGUUUUUAUAUCAAAAUGUUAAUUAAUACAUAUUUAAUUUAUAUGCCAAAAUGUUUUGUAAAAAUCCAAGUGGUUUGGUCUAAAAUGUGCUGGCAGAGGCAUUAAAUUCCUUUAGAACAUCUAUUGCUAAUGUCUGGAUUGAAGAGUGGGUUGUAAGCAUAAGGGGGUGGGAUCUAUCUCCUGAUUUCUAGUAUUCUAGUUUGAACAAUCCCUGAAACGAUAGCCUUGUGACAAAAGAAGAAGACCUGUCCUAAAUCCCAGAUGUAUAAGGCAAGGUUAUGGUUACUCAGUGUUGAGGUGCAGAUGGUUAGAGGUACUGUUUAUUUUCACUGAACCCUGGUAUUCAGAACAGGUAAGCUUUGGCGAAUCCUGUUUCAAAUUAAUUCCUGUCUUUGUAGUUUUAAUUGUUGCAUUGUAAAAAUGGCAGAAAGUUCGGUUGGAAAAUUUUCCCCACCCACACUCUAUAUCCAUGAGCAGGGUAUGCAUAUCCAGGGAUGAGUGUGGGAGAGAAUCAGUGAAUUUCUGCAUGAAUAAAGUGCCUCCUUGUGAGAUGGCGUGGUCCCUGCAUGAAACCACUCCUCAAGAAAUUGUCUAUGGAUAUGGUGUUCAAUAAUUUUUUCCUUCCUGCUUGAAUACAGCUGUUAAACUAAAUUCUCCCUCCCCAUUCCCCACCCCCACAAAUUGAUCAGUUCAUAUCCCUUUUCUCUAAAAUGGUGUUUUAGCUCCUUACUCUUCAAUUUCUGUAACGCUCUUUAAAUGAGGUCAUAUAUUGCUGUACUUUUUUUUUAUGUCUCAGUCUGCCAAGCGUCGAUUCAAUAUUUUUCUAACAGAAUUCACACAGAUCAAUUAAGCCAGAGUACUUGGGUUUAAGCCAGCUAAAAUCAAUGAGACCAUAUCAACUUAGAAAUCAAGGAUUUUACUAGAACUGCUCCUUGGAUUUUAGGGAUAGCCAUGUUUUCUCCAAUAGAUGUAAUGAGAACAAAACAAAAAUAAUUUUAAUCCCUAACCAAGCCACUUACUUCUACUUCAGGUACAGAAUCACUUUACCAAGGAUGCUAUCAGUUGCCUACAAUACCCUCUUGUCCAGUUAUUUUACCUAGAUUUCUGAUUAAAAGACACAACAUCUGCACAGGGAAUAAAAUUGCAAUAUUUGCAUUUCCAGGAGAACUUCCCAAUACACUGUUGCCUUCCUUUAAAAAGAACACACAAGCCUAGUGAACUACCAACUAUGCCAGGGGUUCAGUUCCUAGUAUCUCCAGAAAGAGAUACUAGAAACAGAGUCACUACGGAGCUAGAUUGACCAAUUAUCUGACUUAAGGCAGUUUACCAUUUCCCAAAUUAUACAUCAUGAGAUCUAUAUUAUUAUUAUUCACCUUUAUAUCCCACCCUUCUUCCAAGAAGUGGCAUACAUGGGUUACCUCCAUUCCAUCCUGCCAAAAAUACUGCAAGGUACCUAGGGAUAUACAGUUGUGUCUCAGUCUGUUCCAAAAUUCACCCUUAGAGGUUAGGCAGAGAUCUCCCCAUGAGGUGAACCACGAUGAGAAGCCAACUUUCUCCAGUCCAAGUCCCAAACUCUAACCAAACCUUCCCAACCCUAGUAACUUCUAGAUGAUUUGGAUUACAGUUCCCAUCAACACCAGCCAAUAAGGCCAUUAGAGCUGGGCAUUAUGGGAGGUGUAGUCCAAUUUUUUUCAAAGGACAUCUUGUUAGUGAAGGCUGCCAUGAGCACGCUGGCUUUCUGAUGCAGUUAAGUGCAAGGAAUAGUUCUUUUGGCUCCUUGAGCUUCCCAGCUCAAGCAUCUGACUCAAGCAUCUUAGCAAGGAUUCAGCAAUUGGAUGCUAGGGAUAGCCUGAUAAAAAAGUCCAGGUUAAAGCUCCUUGUCUGUGUUUGAAACCCACUCAUUGAAUCUGUUGGCUUUCCCUUUGGUAGAAUCUACACACGUAUAAAAAAGUUGGGGAAAUGCUUUUUAAAAAAAAGUUUUGAAAAAUACCUUGAAUUUGGCAUACCUCACCAUCGGCCUCUCGUGUCACAUUUGUAUAUUUCACUUAAAACAUUUUAUUUGCAGCUGUAUAACUGGGUCCUUUGUCUUGCUGUGCCCUUCUCUGAAGCCUGAUGUUUGACGGUUUACUUUUUAGCUCUCCUCUUCCGCAACCUGUGGCACUGGUGCAGUUCCAUUGGGUACCAUGACAUAUUUAUUUGCUUCAUUAGCCACAGAGUACAUGUAAUGUAGCAGGAAUUCUUCAAGGGAAAUGAAAAUGCUCCAAUUACGAUGAAGAAGCUCUUACUGUCUCUGCAGUUCUUUCUGUUUUAGAACUCCUGUGUUUCUGCACUUUGGUUAUAGAUUGCUCUCUCUGCUGCCAGGUGUACACAUUUCAUAUUCAUUCCUAUCUGUUACAGAGCCUAACGUAUGGUGCCCGCCCUCAGGUUAACAGUUACAAUAUGUACACACAGAAACAGAAUGACAGAAAAGGAAGCUGUUAGAAUAGCCUUUGCUGCAUAACCUGUCAUCCGGAGAUCUGCAUAUUUCUGAAACAAGCAAGUUAAAUGGGAUACAAUCAGGAAGUAUUUAUCCAGCUUUUACCAGGGUCCGAUUUAAUUGGCUAAUUAGGCCUGGGGGAGAAGGGGAAAAAAGAUAAUAGCCUUUCUUCUGUUUGUACUCUGAAUGCUGCAGAAAGUAAUCUUUAACUGUAGAUAAUCCUGAUAUGCAUGGAGAGGGGAGUUCUGAGCUCUUGGCUGUUUGCAGAAAGAGGGGGUGUAGAUUAGGUACAUUCCAUGUUCAAACUGUAAUGUGCCAUUCAAAUUAUUUCCUCAGGCAAUCAAAAGAUCCCACAUCCUGAGGGAAAGAAGAAACAAAAGAUCAACUCGACUGACCGCGAUGCCACAUCCGGAGGAUUGCUUCACAAUCUAUUGCUUGUUAACAUGCCAAAGAAAAUAAUUUAA